AUGUCUUCUCGCGAGCUACUGGAAGUCGAAGAUGAAGAGGCCCGUCGGGAUCGCCUUCAAUCUAUCCUGGAGUCCGUAGACGCUCGCGGGCCACAAUCCCACUCUAUGCCUCCUCCGCCUGUACCUCCAUUCCCGAUUCUCCAACAAUCUACUUCACCUCUUGGGCCUCCCACCGACCUACUCAAUCGCGUACAAGCCUUCCUCCCACAAUUCGCGGCGUCCAACGCGGCCCUGGCUCAGCAAGACCCAAACGCAAUCAACAUGGAGAACAUUGAACCCACGCAGGACCAGAUCAUCCAAAUGCGUCUUGGACUAGGCGUCUACGAGCAGCGCCACCGCCGUGGCUCUUCCUCCUCUUCAUCUUCGUCCUCGAGCAGCUCCUCGACGUCAUCGGCCUCAACGAGCGACUCCGGCUCCGAUUCGAGUGGUUCCAGUUCGGACGAAGACUCGGAUGAAGAGCUGGAUCCUAUAUCUGCCUUUCUUAUGGCUUCGCGCCCUGCUCGACCACUGCCGCGCCGCGUGCGGCCGCCGGCCGUGAGCGUGCUAUCAUCGUCGGUGGAGGAUAGCCCUUCGGCUUCUUCGGUCUCCGUUACAACCCUGGACUCGUCGACGACGGACAGCUCACUGGCCUCAGCGGAUACUACGGCCCCGCCCUGA
This is a messenger RNA of Peniophora sp. CBMAI 1063, 657 nucleotides long. NCBI's taxonomy places the organism in Eukaryota, Fungi, Basidiomycota, Agaricomycetes, Russulales, Peniophoraceae. The record is from the annotation of a GenBank genome assembly.